CCUCUCUUUCUCCCUCGAGUCCUUCGAGCUUGCCGCUUGCCUCUCUUUUCCCCUCUCUCUUUUGAUGCUGUCCUGUUUUUUCCUUCUCUGUUACUUUUGUGUAUACCUGUUUAUAGCGCCGCGUGUGGGUCCUGACUCGGAAAAAGAGAGACAUGCGUGACUAGACGUCGGCUCGUUUAGGAUAUUCGCUAUGGCUGCUCGACCACCGCAAUCCCCAUGGCUGGCCAUAUCGGUUGCUGGGUGCUGUGCAUCCGCUGAGCUGCGCGAGGAGAAGGAGGCUGCCUUGAGGGCGAAUAGCCCCGUUGAGAUGCAGAUAUGUUACGACCAACCGCGAGCAGUAGAGCUGCCUCGAGCCGAGCCGGAGCACCCUCGUCCCAUGACCAGCCACUCCGUGUCCCGUCACGUCUCGCAAUGGGUCAUGAGCGGCCGCGAUACCAUGUCCAGGGCCUCGAUACGGACGAGCUCCUCCACCGUCAAACGACCGUGGGUAGCUCACCCCAAGGGCCGUCCGAGCAUCAGCGGCCCAACAGACUUCCGCCGGGUCGAAGGACUCGACACGUUCCAAGAGGAGGAGGCAAUGCCCGUACGUCGACGACGAAGCUUCAGACCGUUGGAGCUAUCCAUCUACGUGGACAACGGCCGCCUCUCGCCGCUCCCUGACUUCGCCGAGGCCGAGUGGAGUAGUCUGCCAGCUGGGCUGGAAUUCCCCGCACAGGCACGCGUCAGGUCAUCAUCAAAAACCGAUUCGAUAUCGUCUAAUACAUCAUACCGCAUCCAACGCAAGCCCGUUGGCUCCAACAGGUCUAGCGUUAGCAGUUCCAUUAGCAGACCGGCUUCCACUCACCUUCCCCAAACCGAGUCCUUCUGUCAAUCUCCUAGCACAUUCCAGCGCUCGGGCACGAUCAGCAGCAUCGCCUCUCCCCGCACCCCUCUCUCAAGCCUCCCGUCCCCAUCGCGUGCUCGCUCAUGCACAGACUCUCCGCACACUCUCCCAAAACGCGGCAGCCUCCGUCGCGCCAAAACCGACGUCGAGCGAGAGAUCCGAGAGCUCAACACGAUUGUAGAGGAUCGCCGUGCCGACGCCCGUCUCGGUCCAUCCGCAGCCUUCCCUAACAUCCCUCCGCCAUCCCCCUCCCACCAUGUCCCAGCAAUCGCGCCCUCCCUCCGCAUGCACGUCCGCUCAGAAACGCUCUCCGACAUCGGUUCCGCCUUCUCCGUUCCCUUCGUCUCCAAACCCCUCCCCAGCUCCCCUCUCCCCAACGCGCGCUCCCGCUCGCAACCCUCCUCCCCAACCCCCUCCCUCUUCGCCACCCGCACCCAGAAACUCAAACUCAUUCCCCCUCCCCCCCCCACCCCGUCCAGGACCGCUAAACUCCAACCCCAUCACCCCGCCCACCCCCACCGUCCCAACGCCCACCACGCCCCUCGGCCGUCUAGGUGCUUGGCUCAAACGCUCUAUCCCUUCGUCCCCAACUACACCCACCUCUGCCGCUGCGUACAAGAUCUCGAAACCGAUCCCGCAGCAGCACUCCACCCCGACGCCUUUCUACCAGUGCACGCCGCAGCCGCAGCCACAAGAAACACACCACCAGCACAGCGGCACCGAGAGCGGCACGCAGUCGCUGCUCUCGCGCCCACACACGCGCCAAGCGAGCGCGGAAACCGGGACUGUCACGCUGCUGUCGUGCCCGUCGACGCCGGCGCUGAGCUCGCGCACGGCGAGCCCGACGUUCGAGGACGAGGCGAAGAGCGAACGGUUCCGCUUUGGGCCGGGGAGCCCGGAGACGCCGAGCGGGCAGUUGCGGGGCGCGUUGGGGAAGGAGAUGGGGGUGGAUGUGAGGAUGGUUGGGAUUGAUGGGGAGGAGGCCGGGUUUGUGAGCCCGGUUAGUCCGGUUGGUGUUGCGUUUUGAGGGGGUUGGGCUUGACGGUACUUCAAGCGGAAAAGGAGGGGGUGACGGCGCGGUGGAAUGAUAUGAGAUUGGAUGGGAUGGGAUGGGUACGCGAUUUAUGCCCGCACGCCAGAGAAGACAUUCUUGGG
This is a messenger RNA of Mytilinidion resinicola, 2038 nucleotides long. RefSeq lists its product as uncharacterized. Bases 191 to 1855 code for a protein of 554 amino acids. Lineage: Eukaryota; Fungi; Ascomycota; Dothideomycetes; Mytilinidiales; Mytilinidiaceae. The transcript has 2 exons. The record is from RefSeq and is a predicted model, not a curated record.